Molecule: messenger RNA, 1784 nt
Organism: Podarcis muralis (Common wall lizard)
Lineage: Eukaryota; Metazoa; Chordata; Lepidosauria; Squamata; Lacertidae
Product: cytochrome P450 2K6-like
Biological process (GO): xenobiotic metabolic process
Cellular component (GO): intracellular membrane-bounded organelle; cytoplasm
Molecular function (GO): heme binding; oxidoreductase activity, acting on paired donors, with incorporation or reduction of molecular oxygen, reduced flavin or flavoprotein as one donor, and incorporation of one atom of oxygen; iron ion binding
Source: RefSeq, a predicted model, not a curated record
UGCUCCCUGCAGUUGCAAGACAUUGUCCUCGACCAAACUGCUCUGCAGCUUUCAUUAUAACCAUUGCAAAACAAAUUGCUUGCUGAAACGAAAUGGAUUGGACAGAGCCGAUUCCAGCGUUGUUCCUCUUUAUCCUUAUGAUUUCCUUUGUUUUGAAACUGGGCACUUUCUGGAACAAGAGCUCCCAAAAUCUUCCACCAGGACCAAGGCCUUUACCUCUCAUUGGGAAUCUCCACAUCAUGGAUCUGAAGACGCCUUACAGAACUAUGUUAAAGUUGUCCAAGCAAUAUGGCCCUGUCUUCAGCAUCCAAAUGGGACCCCAGAAAACUGUGGUGUUGACAGGAUAUGAGACACUAAAGGAGGCUCUGGUUAAUCAGGCGGACUCAUUUGCUGACAGGCCCAUCGUUCCAAUGUUUCAGGAGUUUGGACGAGGCUUUGGUUUAACUCUGUCUAAUGGUGAAAACUGGAAAGUAAUGCGGCGGUUUGCUUUAAGCACAUUGCGGGACUAUGGAAUGGGAAAGAAGACCAUAGAGGACAGAAUUAUUGAGGAAUGCAGUGUCCUGAUAAAGAAAUUUGAAUCUUACGAAGGAAACCCAUUUGAGACCACCACAAUUAUGAAUGCAGCUGUUGCCAAUAUUAUAGUGGCCAUACUACUAGACAAGCGAUUUGAUUAUGAAGAUUCCACAUACAUUAGGCUUCUGAAGUUGGUCAGUGAAAAUACCCGGCUCGUUGGAAGCUCUUCAGUCCUGCUGUAUAACAUGUUUCCUGCUCUUGGUUUUCUUCUGGGGGCUCGUAAGACUAUCAUUCAAAACAGAGAUGAGGUUUUUGCCUUCAUAAAUGCCACCUUCAUAAAACACCUCAGAGAUCUGGAUGAAAAUGACCAGAGGAGCUUUAUUGACUCAUUUCUUAUCCGACAGCAAGAGGAGGAGGAGAAGAACAAGACGAAUGCAUAUUUCCACAACGAAAACUUAAAAACUGUUGUGGCCGACUUAUUUGGUGCUGGCACGGAGACAACUUCUACCACACUACGCUGGGGACUGUUACUAAUGAUGAAAUAUCCUGAAAUUCAGAUAAAGGUCCAAGAAGAAAUUGCAAAGGUUGUUGGAUCUUCUCAGCCAAGGAUUGAACACCGAACAAAAAUGCCUUAUACAGAUGCCGUGGUCCAUGAGAUCCAGAGAUUUGCUGAUAUUGUCCCAACCAACCUGCCACAUUCCACGACUACGGAUGUUACCCUCAAUGGCUACUUCAUUCCAAAGGGGACUCACAUCAUACCAUUGCUGUCCUCUGUGCUGCACGAUGAAUCUCAAUGGGAGAAACCACAUAAAUUCUAUCCUGAGCAUUUUCUUAAUUCUGAUGGAAAAUUCGUAAAGAGAGAUGCUUUCAUGCCUUUCUCUGCAGGUCGGAGAGCAUGUGUAGGUGAGACUCUUGCCAAAAUGGAGCUCUUCCUCUUCUUCACAACUCUGCUGCAGAGAUUCACCUUCCAGCCACCCCCUGGAACAUCUCAAGAAGACCUGGACCUUACUCCUGCUGUUGGGCUUACAACACCUCCCAUGCCCUACCAACUCUGCGCUCUGCCACGUUUCUAAGACUCACAAGCUCCUGGAUUGCUUUGUCAUUAGCUCGUCCUACACUCAAGUAGGACCCUGGUAGAGUCACAUGACUGACUGGCAUAUUCUUUCCCUCGUGGUCAUUCGUUUGGGAGCUUCAAAAGCUUUCUUCAGCCUGAACAUUACAGUGACCGAUGCCAACAGACAUUGGCACACUUAGGGAUCCACAGAGUCUUC